Messenger RNA from Phascolarctos cinereus (koala), 2057 nucleotides. It is a transcript of the gene VAX2, whose product is annotated as ventral anterior homeobox 2. The record is from RefSeq and is a predicted model, not a curated record. Gene Ontology annotation, biological process: brain development; central nervous system development; neuron differentiation. Gene Ontology annotation, cellular component: nucleus. Lineage: Eukaryota; Metazoa; Chordata; Mammalia; Diprotodontia; Phascolarctidae. Gene Ontology annotation, molecular function: RNA polymerase II cis-regulatory region sequence-specific DNA binding; DNA-binding transcription factor activity, RNA polymerase II-specific.
GCCGCGGCUGCUGCCGGCGGCAUGGGCGAUGGAGGAGCUGAGCAGGGACGCGGCCCCAUCGGGUUGGCGGCAGCAGAGCGAAUGCGGGAGCUGGGGAGCCGGGCAGAGCUGGGGAGCGCAGGGCGCGCGGGAGACUGGGCCCGUGGCGGGUCAGGAGGAGGAGGAGGAGGAGGCGGUAGCCGCGGGCUCAAGGACGUAGCGGGAACCUCAGCCAUCAGCCCUCCAGCCGGAUCUAAGGCAACCUGUACUGAGAGCGAGCGCCAGGCUGGAGCCAACGAAGCGGAUUAUUGCCGCCGGAUCCUUGUGCGAGAUGCCAAGGGUACCAUCCGGGAAAUUGUCCUCCCCAAGGGUCUCGACCUGGAUCGACCAAAGAGGACUAGGACAUCCUUCACAGCUGAGCAGCUGUACCGUUUGGAAAUGGAGUUCCAGAGGUGUCAGUAUGUUGUGGGGAGAGAAAGGACUGAGCUGGCUCGCCAACUGAACCUCUCAGAAACCCAGGUCAAGGUCUGGUUCCAGAACCGCCGGACAAAGCAGAAGAAGGACCAGAGCCGGGACUCAGAGAAGAACUCAUCAACUUCCACCUCUGAGGCGUUUGCCACAUCCAACAUCUUGCGACUGUUGGAGCAGGGACGUCUUCUCUCAGUCCCCAGGGCCUCUAGCCUCCUGGCCCUGACUUCCAUACCACCAGGCCUGACCACCAGCAACGGGACCACCACCCUGGGGCUCCCCCGGAACUCCUCUUCAAACCUCAUGGGGAACAGCCCGACUGAGAGCCCCCCCAAGGCAGGAGCCCCUUUUAGCCUAAUUGGGCCCCAAAUGGCCUCAGCCUCAACUUCUCCUCGGCUGCCACCCCCACCACCUCCACUUUGUUUCACCACAACCUCACUCCUGGACUUGCCCAGUGGGUAUGAAUUGGGCACUUCGGCCUUUGAGCCAUACAGUCGACUGGAAAGGAAAAACAGUGGCCCUAGUAGCAAGAAGGCCAACACAACUUAACCACCUCCUACCCCACACUGACACUCCCUCCCCAUCACACCUCCAUUUGUCCCUCCACCCCAUUACCCCAGCCAGGGAGUAAGGAGAGAAAGACUUUCCCACUCUCCAUUAAUCUCUCUCUCCCAGCUGAAAAAACUCAUCAAGCAAAUGUCUGGGCGGUUUGUGUGUAUGUGUGUGUGUGUAUGUGUGUGCGCUCACUCCAGUGAGUGUGCAAGUAUGUGUCUCUCACACAAAUAAAAGGAAAGGCACAAGAAUGAAGGAGAUAAAAUAACUGCCCUGCCCUUCCCACCAGACUUCUAAUCCUCAAGCCUUCCUUCCUUCCUCAUUCUCCUCAUCCUCUCCAGGCCCUUUUAGUAGGAGCUGAACUGAGAGCAAAGAGUUCUGAGAAGAGUGAGAGGGUUAAUGGUUGGAAGUAGAGCCAGAGUGCUGGUUUUCCUAUAUGUGCUGGAAGGUGGCUUCUGUGUGUUCAGGGCCCCUCUUAACAUGUAGAUGCCACAGCUGGCCUCCCCUGCAGAGGAUGUGGUUGCUUACACAAGGUGAUAUGAGGGAAGGUUCCUCCCUUCCAAAAAUAUCUCCCCCACCCAGGUGCCACAGUGCCUGAAAUUCCAUCAUUAACACACAAUCCCCUUGAGUUCAUCACUACUCUUUCUCUGUUAAAAUGAUAACUACCUAGGGAGGUAGGGUGGGGAGGAAUGCAUUCAGUCCCUAAGUUAAUGUGGGUGGUAAGGGUGAUAAGAUGGAAGAAAUAGGCUCAGAAAGGGGAGGAUGGGGGGAGUGAGGACAAAAUUUGCUAACUUGGAAGUUUUGCCAAUACAUUCCAUAUUUAGGGAAAUGGACCCAUAGUGGGGCCACCUUUCCUGAACCUACCUUUCAACUGGCACAAGGCAGGAUCCUACAGAAACAGGCAAUAAGAGAUUCCUUACUUUUAUGCCUCCACUUUUAUGCUCCAGGAGAGCAGGCCUGGAAAAGUGUUCCAGGGGUGAUGAUAUGGUGAUAAGUGGGGUGUGGGAAAUGGCGGGGAGUGUGGAGAGGGAGAUUGCUUUGCAAUGUUGUACAUUACA